UCCAACUCCAACUUUUCUCCACUCGUCGUCUCCUCAUUUCCUCGACGUUUCCCAUGGUUCCGUGGUUUUAAUUUAAACCCAACCAAACAUCGUUUGAUUUCAUUCCUGGUUUUGGAGAGAAACAACAAAUGGCGAAUUCAUACGGUGCCGGCUGCAUGGCGGUGUUCGUGGCGUCGGGCACCGUCGUUCUGCUCGCCCUCCGCGUCCACAAGCAUCUCAUGUCCGAUUUCAUGAACAAGAUCGACGCCGAAAUGGGGACGAUGGCGGCGGGGAGAGAUAAUCAAGAAAGGAGGAAGGUGAAAUUCGCCGGCGACGAUCAUCACUUGCAGCCGUCGGCGGCGGCGGCGGCAGGAAGAAAUCGCGCGGUCGUCGGUGGGGAGACUUUGGAGUCAAUGCCGCCGAAUUGGCAGGUUCUUUAUAAAGGGAUCAUAGAAUAUAACAGGGCCUCCCUCAGACGGCUCAACUGACGACGACUUUCCAUUUGACUAAUGCGCCGCCGCCGCCGCCGUAGGCUGACGGUUUUAAUUUGUUGCUAUCACGGCGGUCACCGGCGAGAUCGAUCAAGGGGGAUCCAAAUUUUCUAAUUUAAUUGGUUGACCUUCUCUUGCUGUUGACUUCCAGCAUCCUUAAUUUCUGCCUAAUGUAUUAUAAAUUUAAAUUUAUAAUCUGUAUGACUUUAUCAACAUUAAAAAAAAAUUGUUUCAAAUUCAUUUUUUU
Messenger RNA from Ipomoea triloba (trilobed morning glory), 717 nucleotides. RefSeq lists its product as uncharacterized. The coding region runs from base 129 to 467 and encodes 112 amino acids. NCBI's taxonomy places the organism in Eukaryota, Viridiplantae, Streptophyta, Magnoliopsida, Solanales, Convolvulaceae. The record is from RefSeq and is a predicted model, not a curated record. The transcript is spliced from 2 exons.